Molecule: messenger RNA, 1476 nt
Organism: Naumovozyma castellii
Lineage: Eukaryota; Fungi; Ascomycota; Saccharomycetes; Saccharomycetales; Saccharomycetaceae
Exons: 1
Coding region: 1-1476 (491 amino acids)
Source: RefSeq, a predicted model, not a curated record
AUGAAAAUCAUAUCUAAGAGAAGAAUUAGAUUCAUAAUCUACAUUGUGUUUGCUGUGACCUUGGUGACCUUAUUGGUUAGGGGCAUUGUCCAGUUCCAAUUAAAUGGUGAAAUUAAAUAUUACAAGCAUUUCUUUAAGCAGAAAAGAGACACAUUACAAGAUAUCUAUAAUCCAUUGGAUAUCAAACAAAUACCGCAAGAAGCCAUCGAUGAAUUGUAUGCUACUACAUUAGAGAAAACUGAAAAGACAGGUCAGACCAUUGAUUGGUCUAAGUUUGCAUAUGUUAAUUAUGUGACAGAUGCUGCUUAUUUGUGCAACACUCUUAUUUUAUUUGAAAAAUUGAAGACAGAAUAUGGCACGAAGGCUCAGUUGUUGUUAUUAAUAUCGAAGGAUUUAGUUGAUCCAGAACAAUCAAGUAAUAUUGAUUUGAUAACGAUGCUGUUAGAUAAGAUACGCAGCAUUGAUAAUGAGCAAAUUGUCAUUAAACCUAUCGAUAACAUUGUGAAACCACAAGAUUAUACUCCAUGGAAUGAAAGUUUGACGAAAUUACUAGUAUUUAAUCAAACCGAAUAUGAACGUAUCAUUUAUUUAGAUAACGAUGCAGUUUUAAGAGAUAACCUUGAUGAAUUAUUUUUCAUUCCAAAUUACAUUAAAUUUGCUGCUCCCGUCACGUAUUGGUUCUUAUCUGAGAAGGAUAUGGAAAAGGCAUAUCAUUCGUUAAAGCACGAUGAGAAGGUGUCAACAAACUUGAAUACAUACACCAAAAAGCUUCUACCAAGAAUUAAGAAAAAUAAGAUGAUAUACAAUCAUUUACCCAUGUUGCCUCCAUCCUUGUAUUUAAAUUCUGAAAAUGUUGCACAAGAAAUAAUUGGCUCCACAUCAUCAGCUUCACCACUAUUUGAUUUCCAUACGGGGAAGAAAUCAGGUAAAGUUAAAUUUGCCUCAAAUUUGAUGGUUAUUAAACCUUCCCAAGUAACAUUUCAGAAUAUAUUAGAUUAUGCAUUACCUAAGGUUGUUGAUAAAAAAGAAAAGUACGAUAUGGAUUUGAUCAAUGAAGAAUUGUAUUCUUUGAAAAGAAUUAUCUAUAAUCAAUUUCAAUUGUUCAGGAAAAUGAAAAAUGCCUUCAAACCUGAAGUUUUGAUUCUUCCCUUUGGUAGGUAUGGUCUUUUAACGGGGUCCUUAAGAAAUAAAAACCACUAUUCGAUGAUGGCCAAUGAUGUCCUGGGUUAUAAACGAUUAACAGAAGAUGGGAAGGAAAUUCCAGUACUAAUCGAUGAAACAGUAUCUCAAUGCAAAUAUAUUCAUUUUUCAGACUACCCACUGGGUAAGCCAUGGAAUUAUGCAUCCUUUAAAGAAUUUGAAUGUACAGUUGAUGAAAAGAAUGCAAAGGAUCUAGAAACAGAGCGUAGAGCAUGCGAGGUUUGGAAUGGCAUCUAUGAAACAUAUCUAGAAACUAGAAAAAUAUGUGCCAUAUAA